UAAUUUGGCUAUAAAUAUUCAUCUUGAGUUUCUUAUCUUUCCAAGUGUAUUUCCUUAUACUAAGUCUGUGUGACCAAAGUAAACUGCACAAAAGCUAGAAUGAAGUCAUCCACGGGAAUGGGGUGGCUGUUUCCUGUGCUUCUGCUCUUUCAUGUUUCAUUCUCCCAUUCCUGGUGUCACCCCCAUGACAACCUUGCAUUGCUUCACUUCAAGGCCUCCUUAACCAUUGAUGUUACUAAUAAUAAUAAUUAUUAUUACAAUGAUUAUUAUUGUCAUCGGGUUUAUCCAACAAUUGCAACAUGGGAAAAUGGAACAGAUUGCUGCUCUUGGUAUGGAGUGACCUGUCACCCCAUUUUUGGUUAUGUGACAGCCUUAGACCUCGCAUGUGGUGGGCUUCAGGGUAAAAUCAAUGCAAACAGUACCCUUUUCAGCCUUUCUCAUAUGCAAUCACUCAACCUUGCUUUCAAUGACUUCUCCAAAUCUCAAAUUCCAUCCACCAUAGGUGAGUUUGGAAGCCUCACACACCUCAACUUGUCUUGUUCAAACUUUGAAGGUGAAAUUCCUCCUGAAAUCUCACAUCUUUCCAAAUUACAAUCACUUGAUCUCUCUAUUGAUGAUGCGUUUCAGUUAAGAUGGGAAGAAGGCACAUGGAAGAGGAUGCUCCAAAAUGCAACCGAUUUAAGGGUGCUAUAUUUGAAAGGUACUGAUUUGUCAUCAACUUCAAUGAGGUCACUCAAUUUGUCUUCCUCCUUGAUCACUCUAAGUCUUACAGAAACAGGGCUAAAGGGAAAGUUGACCGAUGACAUUCUUUGUUUGCCAAAUCUGCAACACCUAUAUUUAUCAGAUAAUUUUUACCUUCAUGGCCAACUUCCGGAUCUGAGUUGUGCUUCCGCUUCUUUGAAUGUCUUAGAAAUCUCAUUUUGUGAACUCGAUGGGCCAAUCCCUGAUUCUUUCUCUAACCUUACACAUCUUACUUUAUUCGACCUCUCAAGCAACCACUUCAACGGUUCAAUUCCACCCUCUCUCUUAACCCUUCCACGUCUAAAUUCUCUGCUUCUCCAUUCCAAUCUUCUCAGUGGUAAAAUACCAAAUGUGUUUCAUCAGUCAAACAGGUUCCAGAAAUUGGAUUUGAAUAGUAACAAUAUCCAAGGUGAACUGCCAUCAACAUUUUCAAAUCUUCAACACCUCAUUUACUUGGAUAUAGCAGAUAACAAAUUAGAGGGACCUCUGCCCAACAAAAUAACUGGAUUUUCAGAUCUAACAUGGUUAAUAUUGAACGACAACUUGAUAAAUGGUACAAUUCCUUCUUGGUGUUUCUCUUUGCCAUCGUUGGAGCAUUUACGUCUAUCGAGAAAUCAGUUCACGGGGCGUAUACCUGCAAUUUCGUCGUAUUCCUUGCGGGAUCUGUUUUUGGAUGGCAACAAGCUACAAGGCAAUAUUUCAGAAUCAGUUUUUAACCUUGUCAACCUUACUCACUUACAGCUGUCAUCGAACAACUUCAGUGGUUCUGUCAAUUUUUCUCUCUUCUCGAAGUUCCAAAACCUGUAUAUUCUUGAACUUUCAAAUUUAGGCCAAUUAUCAUUAAACUUUGAAUCAAGCGUCAAUUAUAGUUUCCCCCGCUUACUUGAGUUGGACUUGUCUUCUAUGGGUUUAACCGAAUUUCCAAAAUUAUCCAGAAAAAUCCCAGUUUUGCAAACUCUCCUAUUGUCCGACAACAAGUUGAACGGAAAAGUGCCCAAUUGGUUGCAUGAAAUGGAUUCUUUAUUUUAUGUACUCCUAGACCGAAACUUUUUGACAACAGGAGUGAACCAAUUCUCUAGGAACUACCAACUCAGCCAUCUUGAUGUAAGUUUCAAUUUACUCACUGGUGGUAUCUCUUUGUCAAUUUGUAAUGCAAGUAACCUUCGGGUUCUCGAUUUGUCCAACAACAAGUUGACAGGCAGCAUUCCACAAUGCCUUGGGAGUUUACCGUUCCUUUCCGUUUUGAGUCUAGAAAGUAACAGACUUAAUGGAACUUUACCAAAUACCUUUGCAAAGAACAGACUCAUUAGUCUGCGACUCAAUGACAACCGAUUGGAAGGUCUUUUGCCAGAAUCUUUGUCCAACUGCAUGCAACUGGCGGUUAUAAAUCUUGGCAACAAUCAACUGGAAGAUACAUUUCCCCAUUGGCUUCAAACUCUACCAAAUUUGAAAGUAUUGGUCUUGCGGGAUAACAAGUUGCACGGUCUAAUUUCCAAAUUCAAGACCAAGUAUGGAUUUCCCAGUUUAAAUAUUUUUGAUAUCUCAUCCAACAACUUCAGCGGCACAAUUCCGGAAGACUUCAUACAAAGUUUUGAAUCCAUGAAAAAUGUUGUUCAAUAUGAGGUGUUUGGCAAUCGACAACUAUACAUGCAAUGGCUAUACAGAAUUUCACCUGUCACUGUAACAACAAAAGGCACGAUUUUGCUAUUCAAAAGAAUUCCAAUAAACUUUGCGAGCAUUGAUUUAUCAGGAAACAAAUUUGAAGGAGAGAUUCCAAAUGUAAUUGGAGAGCUUCAAGUACUCAGAGCACUCAACCUCUCCCACAACAAACUCUGUGGUACAAUUCCCCAAUCCAUGGGAAAUUUGACAGUAUUGGAGUCUUUGGAUCUCUCUUCAAAUAUGCUCACUGGUAGUAUUCCUACAGAAUUCUUGAAUAUGAACUUUCUUGAAGUCCUGAAUCUUUCCUAUAAUCAUCUUGUGGGAGAAAUACCCAUGGGAAAGCAAUUUGGUUCUUUUUCGAAUGAUUCCUAUAAGGGAAACUUGGGCUUAUGUGGAGAUCCAUUGUCGAUGAAAUGCAGCCAGAACGAUGAUGAACAUCCUCCACCCUCACAAAGCUUGUGGAAAGAAGAGAAAUUUGGAUUUGAUUGGAAACCAGUGGCUAUAGGAUAUGGGUGUGGAACGGUAUUUGGAGUGGGGAUUGGAAGUCUGGUAUUUUUCAUUGGAAAGCCUAAAUUGCUUGUGAGAAUGUUUGGGGGUUAACUUGAUUAGAAGCUGAAAUUGAACACUGUGUUGAGGACAAAAAAAUGAAUCAGCUCAUGCAAAUGUGAUGUUUUCUUUUCCAUGUCUUAAGCAAAUGUGAUGUUUUCUUUUCCA
This is a messenger RNA of Vigna angularis (adzuki bean), 3114 nucleotides long. Its product is annotated as receptor-like protein 53. The transcript has a single exon. The coding region runs from base 100 to 3000 and encodes 966 amino acids. The record is from RefSeq and is a predicted model, not a curated record. Gene Ontology annotation, molecular function: protein binding. NCBI's taxonomy places the organism in Eukaryota, Viridiplantae, Streptophyta, Magnoliopsida, Fabales, Fabaceae.